GGAAUUAGGGAGAAAUCAAAUUUAACGGAUUUUCUUUUCUCUCAGCUGCUCUCAGCUGCUUUCAGCAGCUUAGUUGUACAGUGUGUACAAGUGUGUAAUAUAUAUGUGAAUAAAAUGAUUCCAUCGAAACCUAGACGAAGUGAAUCUAGACGAUCAUCGAUUCUUAAACCAUGUAAACCACGGCAACCAUUGCAAAAUGUGAAUUUUGAUUCUUCAUCCAAUGAAAACAGUCCAAGUUCAUCAAAAAACAAGAGACGAGUUAGUUUUGCGGAGAAAAAACAUGUCAAAGAAUUUUGUCAUUCUACUGAACAAGGUACUGUGUGGGAUAAUACAUACGAAGAACAGGAUUCUACUUUAAAAGGAUCUUUUGUAAUUGAUCAGAAUGCUGAAGGUAUCUAUUUAGUUGAUAAUCAACUACCACAAGGAUCUGUUGCAACAGCCAAUGAAGGAAAUAAUGAUACAAACUAUAAUUUAGGUUUUAGUGCAGUGCAUGCACUAAAUAAAUCUUGCAUAUCUAAUGAUUUGUCAAGCAAUAUUACAAUAUAUAGAGAUUCUGAUGAAGAAGACUGUAAAGAUAAUGUUGCUAAAAAAUAUCCUUCUGAGUUUUAUUCUAAUAAUGUUGACUCUGAAUUAGACAAAACACGUAUUCAAGAUUUUUCUAUGGACCUAACAGCACCAAUAUGUACAUCUUUAGUACCUUCAUAUUUACACGUUGAAGAAGAAAAGAAACAAGAAGAUACCGAGGCUGUACCAAUAUUUGCGGAAUCUGUUGUUUCUAAUUUAGAAAUUUUCGAACAAAUUCCAACAAUAUUACAAAACUAUGCCACAGAUAUAUGUCACACAAAUAAUACAAUUCUCGAUACUUCAAUGGAAAUGAUUAUGGUACCAUCUAAAAUGAAUGAAAAGAAGGUCAAUAAUGAAAUUACAGUCAAAGAAAAAGCUCUGACAAAGGAUCAAAUUGAUAAAACUGAAAUUUUUAAUGAUGUGCUGAUGGAAAUGACAAAACCUCUAGGUAUCACAUUGUAUUCAAAUGUUUGCAAUAAGGAAAAUAUUAGUGUGGAUGAACCAAUAUCUAUAGAUGAUAGAACUAUGUUUUUCCAUAAUGUAUCUAUGGAAAUGACCAAGACAAUGUCAACAAGAAACAAACAAGAAAUUACUGGUAGAAUUUUUACUGAAGAUCUCUCAGUUCCCUCGUGUCAAGAGAAAAUGUUUCAUGCUGCACACGUUGUUCACUCAAAUAAAAGUACAUGUGAAAUUGAAAAAAACGAUAAAACUAAAUUUUUCAAUGAUGCAUCAAUGGAAAUAACAAAGUCAGUAAGUGUAGCACCUUUAAACAUUGACAAAGCGAAUUUAAAAAUUGAUGAAUUAAUAUCAAAAAAUGAUAAAACUGUACUCUUCGCUGAUGUAUCCAUAGAAAUGACCACAGCGAUAUCAAGAAAAGAAAUUACUCAACCAAUUUGUAAAUCAAUAUCUAAAGAGAAUACACAUGAAGAAAAAGAUAGGAAUGAUUCAAUCUACUUUAAUGAAGGAACUAAAUUAUUAUAUAAAUCUAUGGAAUUUACCGAAGUUGUCCCAAUUUCUUUGCACGAGAUAACAUUUAGUACUACUGAUACUACUCACCCUACACAGUCCGUAUCAUUUUCUCAAACAUUGUCAAAAACAAUCUCAAUACCAGCUGAAAAUUCCGCGAGAGUAUCAUGCCAAACUGAUGUAGUUGCAAGUGAAACCAUUCAAGAUAUAUCAAUGGAAAUAACUACUGCAGUACCAUCAACAUUACAUUUUACACAAGAUGUGAAAGUAAAUGAAACAGAGAAUUUAAUCAUUUCUAAAAAUAAUGAGUUCCAACAUUUAAUGACAAAUAAUAAUCUAACAGAAUUAAGGGAAGAUGUAACAAAAGAAAAUUUUACAAUUCCAAGGGAAAUUGUAGAAGCAGAAAAUAUUAGACACAAUGAAUUGUCUAACAUUUCCAUUACUCAAUCUCCACUGAAUAAUUCAUUAAGUACAAACUCAGAAAAUGCCAGCGGUAAAAAAAGAAUGUCUGAUGACAAUAAAAAAUCAUAUUCAAAACGAGUUCGCAAUUCUUUUAUGGAAAUUCAGUCUUCUCAAGUUCAUUCUUUAAGUGAUAUACAUUCAUUUUCUGGCGCUAACUAUGUAAAUGAUUUAAAUGAUAUUGAACAAGAAUAUAAUGAUUCUGUAAAGAAAACAAUAGAUCAUACACAGAUAUCUAACUCAAAUCUUAGGAAUAGUCUAGACGAGAUUAGUAAAUAUAGUUUUUCAAGAAAAAGUUUGCCACAUCUGGAAGAUAGUUUUGAAGAGCUACAAUCAAUUAAACCGCCAUCGUUCGUACAUUUAGGCAGCGAGGAAGAAAGCUCUUUCCACGAAAUUCAACAUGAAUCAUCGACAUCGAUCAUCACUGAUAUAUCAGAAAAUAUCGCAAACGAUUAUUUCACAAUUUUAAGAGAAAAAGAGGAAUCAAUAAAUACUGAGAACAAUCAAACAGAAGAUCGCCACGAAAAUACUGUAAUGAAUAAAGCUGAAAAUAAUCAGGAAAUUGAUUGCCAAGCGAUAAUAAAGACAAUUAUUAAUGACAAUCAACUUAAUAAAUCAAAUUAUCAUACGACAAAGAAUAUUAAUGAGAAAAGCGUACUAUCAAUGAAUACUAAGGAAACAAAAAAACGUGAUUAUCUCGAAGAAGUAAUAAUUGAAGAUCAAAUAAAGCCCAAAAAAUAUAGAAUAAAUUUAAAUAAUGAAGUGAAACAACAAAAUAUGAGACAGAAAGACAAAUGUGCAACAGAAGGACUCGUAACAACACAUAAUGUUAGCACAAUUAACGAAGAUCCAUUUGUAACAUUAUUGCAAAAAUUAGAAACGUAUGCCGCAGGGGACGAUGUUAUUUGGAACAUAUAUUAUAAUAAUAUUAACAGGAAAAUGAUCGUUUUUGGUUUCAUAGCAAAUUCAUUAUUGAUAGCGACAUUUUUAUCAUAUGAUUUUAAUGACUCCGAGAAAAAUUUGAUUAAAGAAAUCAAAAUUAUUUCCCGCCUUGCAGAUGAUUCAGGAGUAUUCUCAAAGAUAGUUUACAAAUUAAUUCUGGAGAAAGUAAACGCGGAAUUACUUACAAGUUCGUAUAGAACUCAUCAGGACAUCCUUCCGAUGUUAAAUUUUAUUUCAGAAGAUGUAAAACUAACUAUGGAUUUCAAGUUUGAUUUGAGGCGUUUGGAUGAUUUAAAUUUAAUGGAGAUUACUAAUGACGAAAUUUCAUUUAUAUCUCGAAGCAAACGGUUGGACAUUAUACUGGAAGUCACGAUUAAAAUUAAACGAUUUGAUAAACUCACUCCAAAUGAUAUCAACUGUUAUUGUAUACUAGGUAGAAUAAAGGAAACAGACAUUAAAAAAUUAAUUAAAAAUGUAAAAAGAGAUCACAAAUUUUUACGGAGAUAUAUGAAUGAUGUUAAGGAUUAUAUCGAUAUAAUGGAAGAA
This is a messenger RNA of Atta colombica, 3477 nucleotides long. RefSeq lists its product as uncharacterized. The annotation marks the transcript as partial. The record is from RefSeq and is a predicted model, not a curated record. NCBI's taxonomy places the organism in Eukaryota, Metazoa, Arthropoda, Insecta, Hymenoptera, Formicidae. The transcript is spliced from 15 exons.